AUGGCUUCUCCUCGAGAGCACUCCCAGCCAGAGCCGGUUACCCCGACUGCUGCAUCAGACUCGAAGGCCUUUGCGUACGACAGUACCACUCCGACAGAUACCCCAUCGCUUCGUUCGGAGGAGCUUGUAGUGGGUGACUAUGGCUCUGAUAGACACCAUGCCUUUUCCGACCCCAAGGUCGCGGAUUACUGGAGAGGUGUAUAUGAGAAGGCGCAGUACGAGGGUCGUCACAAUUUCGACCCUGAUCUUACCUGGUCGGCAGACGAGGAGAAGAAGUUAAGACGAAAAAUCGACCUUAGAAUUAUGACUUGGUGCUGGCUGAUGUUCAUGGCAUUGGACCUCAAUCGCCGAAACAUCAAUCGCGCAAUUUCAGACGACAUGUUGCCAGAGUUGGGGAUGACGACGAAUGACUUCAAUAACGGACAAACGAUAUUUCUGCUAUCAUUCCUGGCCGCUGAACUCCCUUCGGGUUUGCUGUCGAAGAAGCUGGGCCCGGAUCGUUUCAUCCCCUUCAUCAUAACUGCGUGGUCGAUCAUUGCAGCGUCGCAAGCUGGACUCAAGAACAAGGCCGGAUACUACGCAUGCCGUUGCCUCCUUGGAUUACUCAUGGGAGGCUUCAUUCCAGACACCGUCGUCUACAUCACAUACUGGUAUAAGUCUCGAGAGCUUCCGAUCCGCUUGUCCUGGUUCUGGACAGUUCUCAGCGUCUGUAAUAUUCUUGGAUCACUCAUGGCGGCUGGAAUCUUGCAAAUGAGAGGCCUUCAAGGCUGGUCCGGGUGGCAAUGGCUAUUCCUCAUCGAAGGCUGUCUAACAGCAUGUGUCGGAUUCGCAUCCUGGGGCCUAAUGCCGGCCAGCAUCUCACAGACCAAGGGCUGGCUCAGGGGCAAGAAUGGUUGGUUCACGGAGCGCGAGGAAAAGAUUCUCGUCAACCGCCUCCUCCGAGACGAUCCAUCCAAGGGUGAUAUGAACAACCGCCAAGCCGUUAACUUGGAGCGUCUUUGGAAGUGUCUCAAGGACUACGACCUCUGGCCACUAUAUCUGGUCGGACUGUUGACAUACAUUCCGCCUAAUCCACCCCAAAACUACCUUGCCCUCAUUUUGAGGAACAUGGGAUUCAGCACAUUCGAGGCGAACAUGCUUACAAUCCCAUCACAAUUCUUGUUUGGUGUCAAUCUUCUGAUCAUCUCCUGGGUAUCGGAAAAGUUCAACGAGCGCGCUCUCAUCUCAAGCCUUUCCAACGUAUGGAUCCUACCAUGGCUCGCUGCGAUAGUUGCUCUCGGUGGUAGUGCCAGCUCAUGGGUCCGCUAUGCCCUCCUCACUGGUCUACUCUCAUAUCCUUAUUGCCACGCCAUUUUGGUGUCUUGGAACAGCCGCAACUCCAACUCCGUUCGCACACGGGCUGUAUCAGCCGCGCUGUACAACAUGUUUGUUCAAGCCGGCAACAUUGUUGGAGCAAACAUCUAUAGAGAGGACGACAAGCCGCUGUAUACUCGCGGAAACAGGAUCCUACUGGCGAUAUGCUGCUUCAACAUUGCGCUGUUUUGGUUCGUCAAGUACUAUUACAUUACGAGGAAUAAGAGAAGGGAAGCGAAGUGGGCUGAGUUGAAUGGAGAGGAGAAGGUUGACUAUGUCAGGACGACGGAAGAUGAGGGUGCGAAGAGACUCGACUUUAGAUUUGCGCAUUAG
Messenger RNA from Ramularia collo-cygni, 1686 nucleotides. RefSeq names its product related to permease. Bases 1 to 1686 code for a protein of 561 amino acids. Gene Ontology annotation, molecular function: transmembrane transporter activity. Gene Ontology annotation, cellular component: membrane. The transcript is spliced from 6 exons. Gene Ontology annotation, biological process: transmembrane transport. The record is from RefSeq and is a predicted model, not a curated record. Lineage: Eukaryota; Fungi; Ascomycota; Dothideomycetes; Mycosphaerellales; Mycosphaerellaceae.